Anoplophora glabripennis (Asian longhorned beetle) is the source of this 3967-nucleotide messenger RNA. Its product is annotated as tyrosine-protein phosphatase non-receptor type 13-like. Gene Ontology annotation, molecular function: protein binding. Bases 146 to 2536 code for a protein of 796 amino acids. NCBI's taxonomy places the organism in Eukaryota, Metazoa, Arthropoda, Insecta, Coleoptera, Cerambycidae. The record is from RefSeq and is a predicted model, not a curated record. The transcript has 5 exons.
UCAGUGUUUUCGCGAUAUCGCAGUGCACGUUAUGAUUUGAACCGGUCUUAUAGUUUUGCAAUAAUCAAUGUGAUUAUUACUUACUGGAUUUGCAAGAGGUUUGAAGGUAUUUCAUGUACACAGUCAGCAAAGCCUUUACACUUAUAUGCAAAAAACGAAAAUGAGAAUUUUUAAACGACGAUGUUCCGAUCCGAACCCUCAAUUAGAAAGUUUAUCCACGCUUUCAGAAAUUGAUGGUAACCUGACAAUAACCUCUCGUGUUCCAAGUUCUGAAAACUUUCUAGAAGCUAAAAAAUCAAAUCUUUCCGGUUGGGGAAAAACUUGGGAAAAGCUGAAACGUGGUGACUCUUCAGAACAGUUACGAACAGAUAAAAGUAAAAAGCGAAGUUGGGCCUCUUUAAAGAAAGAAAAUGAAGAUACAAAAAGUGUCCAUAAGGAUGCAUAUAAAUCAGAUCUACAGUUGUCUCAAACUGAUUUAAGAAAAAUUUAUGAUAUGUAUAGAAGUAUGAAUGAUAGUUGUAGUAGACCCGAUAAAACAUUGAAGACUGGAAGAAAAGCUAAGUGUACAUCAGAAAAUUUGGAAUUAAGUCAACAACAGCUGUUAGACUAUUUAAUAAUGAUGAAGCCGAAUAACCAAGAACUUGAUAAAAUUUUCAGUGAAAUAUCAAAUGAUUCAAAAGAUAAUUCUGGAAGAUUGAGUAUUUUAACGGAAGAGAAAAAAAGCAAAUCUAAAUUUAGGUCAUUAUUUUCUCGAUCGAGUAAAUCAGAUGAUGAGUCAGACCUUAGAUUACAUCCUAAAAAUUCGUCAACCGAUAGUCUAACAAGUCUAAUCAAUUUUAUAAUGCCCAGAAGGUCUACUUCCAAUAUUUCACCCAAUUUGCCACAUAAAUUUAAAUCUGACGAAAGUGGAUAUGGAAGCGAUUCAACUAAAGCGACUAGUAUUGAUUCUCCAAUUGGAUCCAUUAAGUCACAAAUAAGUAACGUAUCAAACGAUGAAACAAAUGCUCAACAUAAAGAAAACGUAACUACUAGCGAUUUUUAUAACGACGAUACAGACACAGCCGAAGAAGGAGACAAUGACAGAACUCUUACAAAUUGGUGUCGAGGUACUUCUAAAAAACGUUCCAGAUCUCGCAGCGAUGAUAACGACUCAUUUUCGAAGAAGAAAAGUUUAAAAUUGAAAAGGUCACCCUCAAAAAAAGAACAAUUUAGGGCGCCCGCUGAAGACUUAAGUCAAAAUUGUUGCCAUAAAUUAGACGGACUGAAAUUAAACGAAGAGAAAAUAGAAGAAAAGAAAAGUAAAAUUAAAAAUCAAACUUCAAAGAUUCCUGAAAAAGAAUUUAAAUGCGUGAAAUUGAAAAUAUCAAAAGGUGAAUUCGUUGGUAUUAAAAUUGGACCGAAUUACGGAUGGGGCUCGACAAUUAAUUAUAUUAUUACAGACAUAAUACCGCAUUCAGCUGCAUAUAGGACCGGCAAUUUCAAAGUGGGUGACGAAGUGGUGAGUCUAAAUGGAACCAGGAUUAAGGGUUGUCCACUAAGUAUAGCCAAAAGUUAUUUGGAACCAGAAAAUGGAGAACUGAAAGUUAUGAUAGCACGAAUACCAUCAGAAUCUCCUACUAAACCAACUAAAAGACGAAAUUCGUUUCUGCGAGAUAACACAUCGACUUUAAAACUUCCUCUGUUUAGUCCGAGGAAAGAAAUAUUUAGUCCUAGAAAAGAAAUAAAUUGCCCCAAAAAAGAAGAAUUUAAUCCGAAAAAGGAUACAUUUAGCUUGAAGAGGAAUUUACUUAGCCCCAAAAAGGACGCACCUAACUCUAAAAAUGGAACAGCUAACCCUAAAAAGGAAUUAAUCGUCACUAAAAAGGAAAUAUUUAGCCCUAAAAAAGACAUUUUUAGCCCUAAAAAGGAAAAUGCCCCUCUCAAAAUACGUAAAUACAGUUUGGCAUCCAGUGUCUCAAAUAUCGACAGAAACAGAUACGUUGGACUCUCUGACAUUUUAUCAAUAAAAAAUGGAAAUGAAUUGGAAAGUAAAGUGACCUUUAGUGAAGAUCCACAUACUUUAAAAAAAGAUGAUAUAAAUUUAUUUAAGAAACCAGAGGCUGCUAAAACUUAUGUUACGAGUCCCAAGGCUAUUACGGGAAUGAGAAAAUUUUCGUAUUCAUCUGAUAUUUGCAUAAAAUCAUCUAGUGGAUUAUCUGGGCUGCGAAGUCGAAAUGAAAAUAGUGGUGUACAAAAGAAGAAAGUGGUUUUCCACAAAGGACCAGGUUGCAAAUCUCUUGGCUUUUCCAUAGUUGGGGGCAAAGAUUCACCAAGAGGUCCUAUAGGGAUUUAUGUUAAAACGAUAUUUCAACAAGGACAGGCUGCUGAAUCUGGGAUAAUGAAGGAAGGGGAUGAAAUAAUUUCGAUAAAUGGUACCCCCUUCAAAGGAUUGUCCCAUCACGAAGCCGUGUCGCUUUUCAAAAAUAUUAAAUGCGGGGAAGUUAUAAUGGAGAUUGUUUGUCGCCCGCACUUCAAAUUAUAUUCCAGUUCUGUGUGAAUCUGUAUAAAUUUAUGUCCAAAUUUAGUCCAUGUUGGUGCCAUAAUUAAUGAUUUUAAAUGGACAAAAAUUUAAAAUAAGUUAAUGUUUACCUACUAUGGAAUGGUUAAUAAUAAUAACUAUUCUUCUUAUAAUUAAUAGAAUCAUGAAAUAAUUUAAUAUCCGUUUUAAUUAAUUUCUAGUAAAAGCUAUUCUUUGCGUAGACAUUAACUUAUUUUAAAUUCCUAAAAAACAAUGUGUUCAGUAAUUUAACCUCAUUAUUUUUUGUCUAGGAACAGAUGAUUUGAUGUAAUUUGUUGGUUUAUGUUAAACAUUAACAAAAAUAUCGAACUCCUUAUGAGUAAAUAAUAAUUAUAAGGAUACCGGAUUAAAGAAAGUGCUGCCAAUAUUAGCCUCUCUUUAUUUUUAAUCCUGCUCGAUUACCGCUAACUUUAAUAACUAUUUGGAUAUCCUAGGCACAAAUAUCUUGUUGCAUAGUUCAAUAUUUAGUAGACUUGCAUCUAAACGCACGGUAUAUUAUUUGACAGUAAUUAAUUAUUUUAAUAAUUAAUUAAUGUAAUUUAAUUAUCCUCAAAUUUAGUUGGAUACUGUGGUUAUUGUUUACAAUGAGCAGUUAACCCAUUGUUAAUAUAUUCACUGUAAUCAGUAGGUAAACCAGAUGUCCUCUUCUUAAUUUUUUUCAUUUUUGAUUUUGCUGUAACAGUAAGGGUCUAAUUUUUAUUUUUAAUUUUACAAACGGGAUAAACAUUUGAUUUGACUGAUUUGAUGUAGAGUUUUAUUAAGGUUAUUAGUUAAUAGAAAUAUUAUCAAAUAGAAUUAACUGUAACGACGUAAUGUAUAAAUGUUAUUUUUUGUAACACUGAUUGCAGCAGCUUUACUAGAUUAAGAAUGUUGGUAUUCACAUGUGUACAUAUGUAUCUGUAGUGUAAUUACGUGUUUCUGUUUACAAUAUAUAUAUAACUUAAAAAAAAAGAAAAUCGUGCAAUGGUACCUAUAUAUUUAUUUUGUAAAAAUAUUUCACUAAUGAACAUACCAGAAAAAUCUGCUGUUGUUUCAUAUUUAUAUUUGAGUAACUAUCUUGUUUUGUAAUAGUUUGAAACUCUGCAUUAAUUCCUAAAACUUUAAUAUCCACUACUGACCAGAUAUUUUGAUGUAUCAAAAUUGUGUUUCAGUUUAACUUAGUUACAUUAAAAGGAUGGAUAUUUGUGGGAGGCAUUGAAAUUAAUUCCCAAUUUCUAAAAUAGAUUUACAGUUAAUUUAAUAAAAGUUUAAUUCGUCCCUCUAAUUUGUGAAGUGUGCUCAGUUUGGUUUAUAUCACUUGCACUGUUUAGUAUAGUAGAGAUAUGAUUUCUGUUAGUUUGUUGGGUGCAUUAUAAGUAGUAAUUAUUGUAUUUAAUAUUGUGUCUAUGUGUUAUUUUUGUAUUUUUGUAA